Messenger RNA from Selaginella moellendorffii, 1230 nucleotides. RefSeq lists its product as uncharacterized. The transcript has 2 exons. The coding region runs from base 9 to 1172 and encodes 387 amino acids. Lineage: Eukaryota; Viridiplantae; Streptophyta; Lycopodiopsida; Selaginellales; Selaginellaceae. The record is from RefSeq and is a predicted model, not a curated record.
UAUUUUGCAUGGAGGAGCUCCGGGAGUUGUGCCAAUCCGGCAAGGAUGUGAAGCUGGGCGACGCGGAGGCAUGGGAGGAUCCAUCACAACUCGCAAUGGCCAAGCAAAUACUAGAAGAACACUUCUAUGUUCAAAAUCUCCAGGAUCCAUCCCUCUUCGUCGUGCCCAAGACCACGAUUUCUGCUGGAUCCCCUUCCUCUAUCCUCUUCCCUGCUUCCAUUCCCCAAAUCGAGUACACGGCACCGACACAAUCCUCGGGCAAUCGUAAUGCCGGGCAUCCAAACUACCGCCUCGUCUAUGGCGAUGGACCGUCGUGGCACCCGUGCCAUUGCAUCCAGCUGGCCCCCCAACCCCACCCACGCAUCCAGAUCCCGGCCGCGAUCCAUCACAAACUCCGCGAACAGCGCGUGGCAAUCAAACUGGUGAUCGCGCCCAGCGUCCGGAUCACCCCUGCCAAUGUGGACGUGGAGCUCCGCAUCAAGACCCUAUCGGUGAGCGUCAUGGACGCGCUCAAGAACGAGACGGCGCUGGGCUUCUACCCCUGCCGGAUUAGAUUCUCGAUCGAGCCACUGCUGGGCGAUCCCAGCGCCGUCGCGAUCCCGCUCUACACGCCCAGGACCGAAGGCGGUGGUGGAUCUAGCAGCGGGGCUAGCACGAGGACAGGGAGCAGUGGUAAGAAGAUCGGCGUCCAGAUUGGAUUUGGGCCCCUGUCGAUCAGUGGCGAGAGGAGCUGGGGGGUGGGAUUCGAAGAAUCGACGGAGAGGGAGACGAUCAGUGCUGGGGAUUGGGAGGGCGUGGAGGAUGAAAUGGGGUCCGGGAACACGGCGGUGUUUGAGUGGAGGCUUUUGCGAUGGAGCCACAAUGGGGUGAGGUACAAUGCUGACAAUCCACACUCUGGAUUGAGCUUGUCUACCAAGUCUCUUAAGACCCCAUUUCCAGGAGGAAUCACAGGAAUCAAAGUGGAAAGCUUUCCAGGCGUCAUGUGGCAUCUCCACCCAAGCAUGAGAUCCAAAUUUCCGCUCCAUUUCAGGUUCCAGUUGGAGGUGGAAAUGCAUCUGCUGUGGUUCGUGGGAAAGAAUCGACUGUUCCGAGUGGCCGAGUGGGGAAGAGAGGCGUUCCAGUUUUGUCACGAGUUUGAAGUCACAGAUGGUGUAAACUCCAUUGUCACCUGAAAAUGGCAUAUACUGGAAUGUCAUUGCUUAUAAAUUUUAAGGCUGUGAAAUUUCUUUC